Messenger RNA from Prorocentrum cordatum, 510 nucleotides. Lineage: Eukaryota; Dinophyceae; Prorocentrales; Prorocentraceae. The record is from the annotation of a GenBank genome assembly.
AUGCGGGAGGCGAAUCUGGAGCCCGACGUCAUCUUCAGCUACAGUGCUGGGAUCAGCGCGUGCGCGAAGGGCGAGCAGUGGCAGCGGGCCCUGGCGCUGCUGAGUGAGAUGCGGGAGGCGAAUCUGGAGCCCAACGUCAUCAGCUACAAUGCUGGGAUCAGCGCGUGCGCGAAGGGCGAGCAGUGGCAGCGGGCCCUGGCGCUGCUGAGCGAGAUGCGGGAGGCGUAUCUGGAGCCCACCGUCAUUAGCUACAAUGCUGGGAUCAGCGCGUACGCGAAUGGCGAGCAAUGGCAGCGGGCCCUGGCGCUGCUGGGCGAGAUGCGGGAGGCGAAUGUGCAGCCCGACGUCAUCAGCUACAGCGCUGGGAUCAUUGCGUGCCAGACGGGCGAGCAGUGGCAGCGGGCCCUGGCGCUGCUGAGCGAGAUGUGGGAGGUGAAUGUGGAGCCCGACUCAGCUACAGCGCUGGGAUCAUUGCGUGCCAGAAGGGCGAGCAGUGGCAGCGGGCCCUGA